CGGAAGCCGGGAGCGCGCGGGCUUCCGGUCGGCGUGUGGCCUGUCGGCGGAGUGUCGCUCGUGGCCGGCGCGGCGUAGCCUCUGGUGAAUCAUGGCUAAAAGUUUACGGAGUAAGUGGAAAAGGAAAAUGCGUGCUGAGAAGAGAAAGAAGAAUGCCCCAAAGGAACUCAGCAGACUUAAAAGUAUUCUCAAAGUCAAUGGUGAUGUUUUAAUGAAAGAUGUUGAAGAAAUAGCAACUGUGAUGGCACCCAAACAUUGCCAAGAGAAAAUGGAUUGUGUGGAGAAGAAUGAAAAUGAUGACAUGAAGAUGGAGACUGAAAUUAAGAGAAACAAAAAAACUCUUUUAGACCAGCAUGGACAGUACCCAGUAUGGAUGAACCAGAGGCAGAGAAAACGGCUGAAGGCAAAGCGAGAGAAAGGAAAAGGAAAAAACAAAGCAAAAGCAGCAAAGGGUCUGGCCUGGUAGCCUCUUAUAAACUUGAAAAUGUAUCAAUGGGACAGAUGUUUGAUUAAAAUGUACACCUUGAUUUCAUAGA
Messenger RNA from Dipodomys ordii (Ord's kangaroo rat), 536 nucleotides. RefSeq names its product LLP homolog, long-term synaptic facilitation (Aplysia) (gene Llph). Gene Ontology annotation, biological process: dendrite extension. Bases 92 to 466 code for a protein of 124 amino acids. The record is from RefSeq and is a predicted model, not a curated record. NCBI's taxonomy places the organism in Eukaryota, Metazoa, Chordata, Mammalia, Rodentia, Heteromyidae. The transcript is spliced from 3 exons. Gene Ontology annotation, molecular function: RNA binding. Gene Ontology annotation, cellular component: nucleolus.